Messenger RNA from Coregonus clupeaformis (lake whitefish), 1254 nucleotides. Its product is annotated as ceramide synthase 2-like. The coding region runs from base 209 to 715 and encodes 168 amino acids. The record is from RefSeq and is a predicted model, not a curated record. The transcript is spliced from 4 exons. Lineage: Eukaryota; Metazoa; Chordata; Actinopteri; Salmoniformes; Salmonidae. Gene Ontology annotation, cellular component: membrane. Gene Ontology annotation, biological process: ceramide biosynthetic process. Gene Ontology annotation, molecular function: sphingosine N-acyltransferase activity.
GUUAGCCCCUCUGCCAUGAUUUACUAUAGUGUGUGUGUGUGUGUAUGUGUGUGUGCGCACGUGCAUGCGUGCAGUUGUGUGUGUGUGUGUGAAGGAACAGAAUGUUAUCAUGUUAUCAAGGUAACAAAACACAACCUCUAACCUCCUCUCUCUCUUUCCUUCCAUCUUUCUCUCCCUCCCUUUCUCUCUGUAGGACUUUAAGGAGCAGAUGGUUCACCAUAUGGCCACCAUCUUCCUCAUCAGUUUCUCCUGGUGUGUCAACUACAUCAGAGCGGGCACGCUCAUCAUGCUGCUGCACGACUCCUCCGACUAUUUACUGGAGUCUGCUAAGAUGUUCAUCUAUGCUGGAUGGAGAAACACCAGUAACUACGUCUUCUUCCUCUUCGCUACCGUCUUCAUCUUCACUAGACUCUAUAUCUUCCCCUUCUACAUCAUUUAUGCUACGUACGUUUAUCCAUUGACUAUGUACUCUCCAUUCUUUGGAUACUACUUCCUGAAUGUCCUUAUGAUGGUGCUGCAGUGUCUACAUAUCUUCUGGGCCAUCCUCAUUCUGCGUAUGGCUGUCCGCUUCCUGAGCAGCGAUGAAAAGGUAGAGGACGAGAGGAGCGAUAAAGAAGAGACGGACGAGUCAGGGGAGGAAGAGGAGGAGGUGAAGAAGAAAGGCGCUGUGCAGAACGGUGACGCCACUCACAACAACCACCGCAAGACAGAGUAAUGAAAAUGUGUGCGAGGAAGUAAGAGUGGGAAGAAUUCACAUCCCUCACUCAGCAGAGGGGGAGAGAUGGAGUGAAGGGAAAAUGGAUGAGGGAGAGGGUGGUAGGGAAAAUGGAUGAGGGAGAAGGAAAGCUAUUCCUAAAGCCUGAGAACUCUAUGUAGACCUGUACCUGUGGCUACACUACACUACAUUAUAAACACUCAAUCACACACAUGCACUCACACACAAUUUUGGAUAUACUACAUUAACUGGCAUGGACCUGUUGUUAUAGUCCAUUAACACACACACACACGGGUCAUUCUCACGAAACUGUAAAAAAAAAAAAAAAACAUUCUCAAGUGUCAUUUUUCAGGAAAUGUCCUCUUGAAUCACGGAGAUUAGGAUCUGUACUUAUCUAUUUCAUAAUUAUUGUUUUUUAAAUCAGAUAUUAUGCAUUUUAACGACAUUUUCACAAAAUGGUCAUUACCGUAAGUUUUUUAAGUCAAAAAAAAAGGUAAUAAAUCAAUAUUUAUAAUAUUUUUUUACAUUGCUCCCCUAAU